Messenger RNA from Ceratina calcarata, 2365 nucleotides. It is a transcript of the gene Vps4, whose product is annotated as vacuolar protein sorting 4. The coding region runs from base 335 to 1660 and encodes 441 amino acids. Gene Ontology annotation, molecular function: ATP hydrolysis activity; ATP binding. Gene Ontology annotation, biological process: vacuole organization; endosomal transport. NCBI's taxonomy places the organism in Eukaryota, Metazoa, Arthropoda, Insecta, Hymenoptera, Apidae. The transcript is spliced from 7 exons. The record is from RefSeq and is a predicted model, not a curated record.
UGAUUUACGAUAUUCUUUUCGUUUACACAAGAAUCGUGACAGAGUGACCUAUAACAAUAAACUCUCAUCUUAAUCUUGUACUUAAUUCGCUCGACGAGCUCAAUCAAUCAAUUUUAUGCUCGAUAGGACAUAGAAACCAAAUGUUUAUCAGUCUCGCAGAAAUUAAUCCUAUCUAUUGUUGUGUAUGUGCAAACGAGAAUUCACAGAUAUUUAUAAUAAUUUGCACGAUAUUACGUGAUUCUGCGUUUACUAAGUAAAAUUCGUACAUACGAUGGCUUAAGGUUUGAGGUGUCGAUGAACAAAACAAAGGUUAGCUGAAAUUUAAGCUGAUACAAUGGCUCUGGGUACGAUAUUGCAGAAAGCUAUAGAUCUAGUUACCAAAGCUACAGAAGAAGACCGCAAUAAAAAUUAUGAAGAGGCACUUAGGUUGUAUGAACAUGCCGUCGAAUAUUUCCUGCAUUCUAUUAAAUAUGAAGCACAAGGAGACAGGGCCAAGGAAAGUAUAAGAGCAAAAUGUACACAGUAUCUAGAAAGAGCUGAGAAGCUGAAAGCAUAUUUGAAAAAGGGCAAGAAGAAACCGGUGAAAGCGGGUGAAGAUAACUCCAAAACAGAAGAUAAGAAAAGCGAUAGCGGUGACAGUGACACAGAUAGUGAUCCUGAGAAGAAGAAACUUCAAAGUAAGCUAGAAGGUGCAAUAAUUAUCGAGAAACCGGAUGUAAAGUGGAGUGACGUUGCUGGUUUGGAUGGAGCCAAAGAAGCACUGAAGGAAGCUGUUAUAUUACCAAUACGUUUUCCCCAUCUGUUUACCGGAAAACGGAUACCAUGGAAGGGUAUCUUACUGUUUGGGCCACCAGGUACUGGUAAAUCCUAUUUAGCGAAAGCUGUCGCGACAGAAGCCAAUAACUCGACUUUCUUUUCCGUCUCUUCUUCGGAUUUGGUGAGCAAAUGGCUCGGCGAAUCCGAGAAACUUGUAAAAAAUUUAUUCGAACUCGCUCGUCAACACAAGCCUAGCAUUAUAUUUAUCGAUGAGGUCGAUUCAUUAUGUUCGCAACGUUCCGAUAACGAGUCCGAAUCCGCGAGAAGGAUAAAAACGGAGUUUCUAGUUCAGAUGCAAGGUGUGGGAUCGGAUAAUGACGGAAUACUGGUACUGGGCGCCACUAAUAUACCCUGGGUACUGGACUCUGCUAUUAGAAGAAGAUUCGAAAAGAGAAUUUACAUUCCUUUACCCGAUGAGCAAGCUCGAGCUAUAAUGUUCAAACUUCAUCUAGGAAACACUUCUCACUGUUUAACAGAAGAAGACUUUAAGAAAUUAGCAGCUGCCACUGAUGGAUAUUCCGGCGCUGAUAUAAGUAUUAUCGUACGAGAUUCGCUCAUGCAACCAGUUAGACAAGUUCAGACCGCAACGCAUUUUAAACGUGUAAGGGGACCGUCACCGAAGGAUCAUUCCGUCAUCGUCGAUGAUUUACUGACGCCAUGCUCGCCGGGAGAUCCCGCAGCCAUUGAAAUGAAUUGGAUGGAAGUCGACGGUGAUAAACUUUAUGAACCACCAGUCACUAUGAAAGACAUGAUGAAAUCGUUGGCGACUACCCGUCCCACAGUGAACGAGGAAGACAUGGCGAAAUUGGAGAAAUUCAAGGAGGAUUUCGGUCAAGAAGGUUGAUGCCCAAGUUUGUUAACGAAAUUGCUGUACACUUCGGGUGUAACUUUCAAUUAUACACGCACUUGCCUUACGUCUUGUUUGAUUACCAAUAUUGCUAUACAUAGUAUUUGUACAAAAACACCAUGUCAGAUUUUGAUUUCCAAUGUUUUCUAUUUUCUUUUUCCUUCGACGAUCAUUGCCCGAUAACGUCGCAAGCUUGAGCUUACCAGAAAGCACCGUUUUUCGAAGCUAACAUCAAAUCGACAGAAUUAGCGAUAUAUACAUACAUAUAUAUUUUGAGAUAAAGAUUUGUUAGAGUUUUAGUCAGCGAAGAAAAAAACAAUAGACUGUUUCUUAUUCAGACAUGUGUACGGAUAAAAAUUGAUGAGCCGCGCGGUCUAUGAAGUAUAGCGUUUUAACUUAUAUAAAUAUCGCUAUAAGUUUUUCUUGUACCUAACAAAUUAAUUGUACAUUACGUAGGUUUAAUAAGUACUUCUGAUUAAUGUUUAUGAUAAACGAUUAGCAAUUUAUUUGUAUGUUUUAUAUAAUUUCGAUUUUUGUUUAACGACAUCUAUUUACUGCGAAUAACCGAUUUCAAAUUGUACGUAAUUGCGAUUACAUGUAGUAUAUGAUAUGUGUGUACGUAUUUCAAAUAAGCAGACUACCCUUUCCAUGUAAAUUGUUUUUAUUGUUAAUUAAAUAAAUAACAAGCUGUACAAGAUCCAA